Messenger RNA from Aspergillus fischeri NRRL 181, 432 nucleotides. RefSeq lists its product as uncharacterized. The coding region runs from base 1 to 432 and encodes 143 amino acids. Lineage: Eukaryota; Fungi; Ascomycota; Eurotiomycetes; Eurotiales; Aspergillaceae. The transcript has 3 exons. The record is from RefSeq and is a predicted model, not a curated record.
AUGUGGGUCGCACCUAUCUACCAAGGUGAAUCCUUGCUGUGUAUCGUGGGGCCCGAAUACGAUUCGUCAGGCACUACUCGUGCGUUCUUCCAAGGAUCGUGUGCGAACUGCCUAUGGAAUGGCAAGUCGGCGAAGUGUGACUAUUACCUUAGUCGCACUCAGGGUUGGAACUCCGACGAUGACGUUACGAUCCUUCAGGCUGGCGGAUUGUUGCAGGCUCUGGGCAGUGGUCGCGUGCUCAAAGAUAUUCCCCCCAAGGUCGAAGAAAUCGCAGACGACACGGUUGAAAAACAGUCGACAGCAUCGGGAACUAUGCGUACGCCUCGCAAGACCACCGCUCCGGCCACUGAGACGUUCUCCGAAGCAGAUCCGAGUGGCUCGUGUGAAGAUGACUUGCUCAUGUUCCUCACCUCAGCCACAAGACCUGGUUAA